Messenger RNA from Knipowitschia caucasica, 1818 nucleotides. NCBI's taxonomy places the organism in Eukaryota, Metazoa, Chordata, Actinopteri, Gobiiformes, Gobiidae. The record is from the annotation of a GenBank genome assembly.
AUGGAGUUUCCCGGGGGCAGUGAUAACUACUUGACGAUGUCUGGAUCUGGACAUCCCUUCUUAUCCACUGCUGAGUGCGCCACUAAAACCAUAGACCUCUUCGGCCUCGCUGGACCCUCUGGUGGAACCUUUCACACCCCCAGUCUGGGCGAUGAGGAGUUUGAGAUCCCUCCUAUCUCCCUGGAUCCGGACUCUGCACUGGUGUCGCACUUCGGUGGGCUGAGCGACCCAGGGGCUUCGGAGGGCACUGUGGAGGGGUCUGUUGUGGAGGGCGAUGACCCCACUUUCGCCUCCACGUACGGCUCCGCUCAGGGACUAGAUCACCUGAAUCUCGCUGUGAUGAGCCAGGCUGGAAACACGCUCCUGGGAGGGGGCCUGAGCAUGGACUUGGGGCACUCGAUGGCCUCUCAGUUUGGAAGCUCAUCUCCCGUCACCAUUGACGUGGGGUUGCUGGGCUCCAGUCAGCUGACUACAAUCGACCAAUCAGAGCUGAGCACGCACCUGGGGCUGGGCCUAAGUGGUGGGCCCUUGUUACCGCGGGCGACGGAGGAAAAUCCCCUGUCUGCCACCGCGUCACCAACAAGCUCCCUGCAUGAUGACGACAUGGAUGACUUCAGGAGCGUGCUGGUGGAGUCUCCCAUCUCCCUCUCUGUCUCUCCGGGGGUUAUCUCUGUGGAUCCAUCCCUCUCAGACCCCUCCUCGGCUGGGUACUCCUCCGUGUCGCCAGCCCCGGGACGCAGAGCUGUGGGGGGGAAGAAGCCCAAGAGGAAAAAGGACCCAAACGAGCCGCAGAAGCCAGUCUCCGCCUAUGCACUCUUCUUCAGGGACACACAGGCUGCCAUUAAAGGCCAGAACCCCAAUGCCACGUUCGGGGAGGUGUCCAAGAUUGUAGCCUCCAUGUGGGACAGCCUGGCGGAGGAGCAGAAACAGGUUUACAAAAGGAAAAAUGAAAUCGCUAAGAAGGAGUACUUGAAGGCUCUGGCCGAGUACAGGGCAAGCCAGCUGAACGCCACACCUAUCGAGGUGAUGGACACGUCACCCUCCCCCUCUCCGCCUGACCCCGCUCCUCCUCCUCCAAUCACAGCAACAACAGUGCGCACCACUCGCUCCCAGCAGUACAACCCUGAGGAGAACACCAUCACCAACAUUUGCGCCUCCAACAUCAUCGUGGACCUGCCCCAAGUCACCACACGAUCUAGGACAGGAGCCAUCAAGCCCACACCGCUGCCCCCAGACUCACCCACGUCCGAGCCUGAAGACACGCCCACCGUGACUAAAAUCAUCAUCAAGUCUACUCCGCUGCCUUCUGGUGGCGUGUCCGUCACAGCGUCGCCCGCUCCAUCCACUCGACAGCCGCCUCCGCUCAGCGCCCCGCCUCCCCCACGACUGGCCCCACCCACUCUGCAGACUCCGCCCCCUCCACUGCAGGCCAAACCCAGAGGGACGGGGACGGCGGUCGCUGCAGCCAAAGCCCCGCCUCCACUGCAGAUUAAACAAAUCAAAGUGGUACUACGGCCAGAUGCAGUCGCUGUUGUGAAGAGGGAGGAGCCUGUGGCGCUGGAGGUGGGAGGGGGCGCAGCAGUGAAGGGCGAGGCAGAAGAGGGGAUGGAGGUAGAAGUGACCGUGGCUCCUGGCCCCACAGCGCCCCCUAGCAUCAGCCCCAGUGUCUGUGUCAGAGCAGGCUGCACAAACAGAGCAGUGGAGAGUCAGGACUGGGACCGGGAGUACUGCAGCAACGAGUGUGUGGCCACGCACUGCCGGGACGUGUUCAUGGCGUGGUGUGCGAUCCGUGGACAGAACUCCACCACAGUUACAUAG